AUGCAACCAGCCGAGAAAUACCUUUUCACCUACAGAGGAUUUUAUUUCCAGUCAGCAUUUACUUCAGUGGAGUACUUAGAUUCCCUGGAGAAUUUUGAAAUAAGAGACAGUGAUGUAUUUAUAGUCACUUAUCCAAAAUCAGGUAAGAGUACAUUUUCGUAGGUUGAACCAUCAUUUCAAUUCAACCCUGUUGGAUACCCACAUAUAUCUACAUAGUAUCUAUAUUAUCCUAAGGCAAGUUUAAAACCACAUGCAAGGUGAGGUGAAUACUGGUAGUAUUGAACUUACCUGGUUACAUAAAGAUGAACUGGGCAAUAAUUAUUUUUAAGAUGGAGUAAUAUGUUUUCCACCAGUGUCAACCUGUUUGAGGUUUUGAAAACAACAUAAAUACACAUCAAAAACAUUCAAAUGUGCUUGCUAAGGGUUUAUUAUAUUCACUGACUUUCAGGAUUUUGUAUGUGGUGGUAAAAUGGUGGUUGUAAAAUUCUAUUCUUAAGAAAUUUCAUACUGUGUCUCUUUAUUUCAGCAUUUAUCUGCCACAGUUUUGCCAAUAAUAACAGGGGUCCGUAUCCAAUACAGUUGUGCCCUCCAUUCAAUAACUUCCACUUCCACACCAGAACUUCCUUCACUCUUCUCUCCCCUUGUGUCCCCAGUGUUCCCCAAAUCUGCCUUGGAGGGUUGGUGGGGAAGACCCAAUAACUGGGAGUGGGAGAGGAGAGAGAGGGGAGAUUCUGCAUUGUACAGGCAUUUAGGACUUGGGUGACAUGAAGAAAAGCUUCUGCAACUGCCUUUUGCCUAUUAUGUUUGUCCCACUGGCCAUUUGUCAAUAUUCCUGUUCCUAGAAUGCAUUGAUUGCAUUGGCAGCCCAUGCAGCCCGGUCCCUAAAUCUGCCUCUGCUUGCUGUGUUGAUUCCCUUCCUCUCUCUCAUUUCUGGCACAGAUCUCCCAUUAGGUCCAGUCGUGGAUGCCUCUGGGUUUUUGCGCUCAUCUCGCUCUAUAGGCCGAGGGAGCCGGCGUUUGUCCGCAGACAGCUUCUGGGUCAUGUGGCCAGCCUGACUACCAUAGAUUCCGGCAUAUUAGGCGACUGGGCAUAUAAGACGACCCCCCAAAUUGGCAGCUGCAAUUUGAGGGUUCGUCUUAUAAGUCCAGUUGCUUAAUACGCUGGGCAGCUCUGCGCCACGAGAAAGCCACCCGGCGCUGAGCAGAGCCCGCCGCCAGCUGCUGCUGCUUCCGAAGCAGUGGGGGGGGGGCAGGCUCCAUGCCAGGCAGUCCUCUCCCACUGUGAAGCCCGCCGUACGCCGCCAAUACCCGGCGUAUAAUACGACCCACGACGUUUUAACCUCUUUUCCAGGGUUAAAAAGUCUUCUUAUACGCGGGAAUCUACGGCAAGUCGCUUCUGGAGAACAAGAGCGGCUCACAGAAAUGCCGUUUACCUUCCCGCCAGAGCGGUACCUAUUUAUCCACUUGCAGUUUUAUGUGUUUUCGAACUGCUAGGUGGGCACGAGCUGGGAACGAGCAAUGAGAGCUCACCCCGUCGUGGGGAUUCGAACCGUGACCUUCUGAUCGGCAAGCCCUAGGCUCUGUGGUUUAGACCACGGCACCACCCAUGUCCCCAUAUGAAUGAAAUUAAGUAUGCUUAUUCUCGUUUAUAGGCACAAUAUGGACUCAAAAUAUUUUGAGCUUGAUUUAUCAUGAAGGUCACCGAGAUGGAACUGAAAAAGUCGACUUAGUAGACAGGGCUCCGUGGCUGGAGUACAAUGUCCGCAAUGUGGAUUACGUCAGUCGUCCAUCACCUCGCCUCUUUGCUUCCCAUCUACCCUACUAUUUAGUACCCAAAGGAUUAAGGAACAGAAGAGCAAAAGUAGGAAACAGCACAUUUAUUAUUUGA
Messenger RNA from Podarcis lilfordi (Lilford's wall lizard), 1887 nucleotides. The record is from the annotation of a GenBank genome assembly. NCBI's taxonomy places the organism in Eukaryota, Metazoa, Chordata, Lepidosauria, Squamata, Lacertidae.